Molecule: messenger RNA, 3508 nt
Organism: Fragaria vesca subsp. vesca
Lineage: Eukaryota; Viridiplantae; Streptophyta; Magnoliopsida; Rosales; Rosaceae
Product: pentatricopeptide repeat-containing protein At5g55840-like
Exons: 2
Coding region: 37-3423 (1128 amino acids)
Molecular function (GO): protein binding
Source: RefSeq, a predicted model, not a curated record
CAGACCUGUCAUGACAAACAAGCAUACCUACACUCAAUGUUGCCUUCGAAGACUAAACAACUCUGCCAAAUUUCCCACACAAUUUCAAAGUUCAGAGCUUUUCAGGCUGGUCCCUCUCAUAAUGUCAGAAGCAAUCUCAAAGAAAAUGGGUUCAGAAACAGAGCUCAAACCUCAGGUUCAGAAAUGGAGAAAAGCAUAUACUCGAUUCUCACUAUAGACCGAUGGGAGUCACUGAACCACAUGGAGUACAGGUUGGCUUCUCUGAGACCAGUGCAUGGAAGAUUGGCCCUGAAAUUCUUCAACUGGGUAAUUCAACAGCCUGGUUUGGAACUCAAUCAUCUCACUCAUGUACUCUCUGUUACAACUCAUAUACUUGCUAGAGCUAGAAUGUAUGACUCUGCCAGGUUGAUUUUGGGUCAUUUAGCACAAAUGGGUGUUGGUUCGAAGUCCGUUUUUGAUGCUUUGAUGGAUACUUACCCUCUUUGCAAUUCCAACCCUUCAGUAUUUGACCUUCUGAUUAGAGUUUACUUGAAGGAAGGGAUGGUUGGUAGUGCUGUAGAGACUUUUUAUUUGAUGGGUUUAAGGGGGUUUAGGCCGUCGGGUUGUACUUGUAAUAUGAUCCUAGCUUCGCUGGCAAAGGACCGGAGGGCUGCAUCGGUAUGGUCUUUUUUCAAAGAAAUGCUGGCUAAGAAUGUUUGCCCUGAUGUUAGUACUUUUAAUAUAUUGAUUAGUGUCUUAUGUGUUGAAGGAAAGCUUAGUAAAGCUAGUUAUCUUUUGAGGAAGAUGGAAAAGAGUGGUUAUGUUCCUAAUGUAGUUACUUACAAUACUUUGCUCAAUUGGUACUGCAAGAAGGGGAGGUAUAAAGCAGCUUUUGAGCUUAUUGAUCUUAUGGGUUCUAAGGGUAUUGAAGCAGAUGUUUGUACAUAUAACAUGCUUAUUGAGGAUUUGUGUAGAAACAGUAGUAGUGCAAAAGGUUAUUUACUGUUGAAGAAGAUGAGAAGGAAGAAGUUAUCUCCUAGUGAGGUUACAUACAAUAUCCUUAUUAAUGGGUUUGUCAAGGAGGGGAAGAUUGGUGUUGCUACCAAGGUUUUUGAUGAGAUGUCAAAGUUUGAUCUUUCACCAAAUUGUGUUACUUAUAAUGCUCUGAUUGACGGGCUCUGUCAGAAGGGUAAGCUUGAAGAAGCUUUCAGACUCUUGGACAUGAUGGAAGCAGUGGGACUAAGACCUAAUGAAGUCAGCUAUGGUGCUGUUUUAAACGGGCUGUGCAAGCAUGGUAAGUUUGACUUAGCAAGAAGUACUUUGCAGAGAGUGCGACUGAAUGGGAUUGGUAGUGGUUGCGUUAUGUAUACAUCAUUCAUGGAUGGGUUAUGCAAAAAUGGUUUGCUUGAUGAAGCCGUGCAUUUUCUUAAUGUGAUGAUCCAGGAUGGUGUGAAUCCUGAUAUUGUAGCAUUUUCAGUGCUCAUAAAUGGAUUAUGCAGAGCUGGGAGGAUGAAACAUGUGGGAGAGAUAAUGUGUAAACUAUAUAGAGCUGGCCUUGCCCCCAAUAAAAUAAUAUAUUCUACCUUAAUCUACAACUGUUGCAAGAUGGGCAACGUAAUGGAAGCAUUAAAGAUCUAUGCAGUUAUGAAUCGUAAUGGCCACAGUGCCGACCAUUUCAUAUGUAACAUAUUGGUUACUGCGCUUUGUGAAGCUGGGAAUCUUGGUGCUGCAGAAAAUUUCAUGCGUCAUAUGAGCAGCAUGGGUCUGGUUGCUAGUUCCAUUUCUUUUGAUUGUAUGAUAAAUGGGUAUGCAAACAUGGGUAAUGCGUUAGGAGCAUUUUCUGUGUUUGAUGAAAUGAUUGAAUUAGGUCAUCACCCAAGUCCAUUUACUUAUGGCAGUAUACUGAAAGGGCUAUGCCAGGGUGGUCAUUUGGAGGAGGCAAGGAAUUUUUUGAAGAAACUCCACAGCAUUCCAUAUGCUGUUGAUACUGUUGUGUACAAUACAAUUCUUUCUGAGACAUGUAAGUCUGGGAAUUUGCAUGAGGCUGUUGUCCUUCUUGAUCAGAUGGUUGAGAAUAAUGUCUUGCCCGAUACACAUACGUACAGUAGCCUUCUUGCUGGGUUAUGCAGGAAGGGAAAAAUGGUUACUGCCAUCCUGUUGUUUGGAAGAGUGAUGGAAAAAGGGAUUUUAUCACCGAAUGCCAUAAUGUACACCUGUCUAGUUGAUGGCCUUUUCAAGAUUGGCCAAUCUAAGGCCGCUUCAUAUCUGUUUGAAGAGAUGGAGAACAAAGGUCUGAACUCGGAUACUACUGCUCUUAAUGUAAUGAUGGAUGGAUACUCGAGGAUGGGAAAAAUGAUGAAGGCAAAUGAUCUCUUUUCAAGUAUGGGUAGCCGAAAAUUAUUCCCUAAUUUGGCUUCAUAUAACAUUCUCUUGCAUGGAUACUCAAAGAAAGAAGAUUUAUUGGCAUGCUCUAUGGUGUACAAAAACCUGAUCAGGAUCAAAUUAUUGCCCGACAGACUGACAUGUCACUCUCUUAUUCUUGGAUUAUGUGAGUCAGGUAAGGUGGAUAUUGGCCACAAAAUGUUGCAUAAGAUGAUUAUAGAAGGUGCUGUACCUGAUCUUUUAACAUUCAAUUUGCUUAUCAGCAAGUAUUCUGAGAUUGGGAAGAUGGGGAUGGCAUUUGAACUAGUUAGUGUCAUGAAUCUGUUAGGAGUUUCUGCUAAUACAGACACCCAUGAUGCAAUCUUGAACGGACUGUUCAGAAGUUUAGCUUUCCGAGCAUCCCGAAGUCUUCUGUAUGAAAUGUUGGCCAAAGGUUAUACUCCAAAGUAUACACAUUAUUUCACUAUAAUUAAUGGUAUGUGUAGAGUGGGAGAUAUAAAAGGAGCAUUUGAACUAAAAGAUCAGAUGGAAGCUCUUGGUGUCACUUCCCGUGACAUUGCUGAGAGUGCUAUGGUUAGAGGGCUUGCGAAAUGUGGGAAGGUUGAAGAAGCGAUGCUGGUUCUGGAUCACAUGCUUCGAAUGCAACUUGUUCCAACAACUGCUACUUUUACUACUUUGAUGCACAAGUUCUGCAAAGAAGCCAACCUUGCAGAGGCUCUAAAAUUGAGGGGUGUGAUGGAACAUUGUGGUGUGCCACUUGAUGUUACUGCUUUUAAUGUUCUCAUUUCAGGCUUUUGUGCUAAUGGUGAUGUUGCGGCUGCAUUUGAGCUGUACAAGGAGAUGAAACAAAGUGGUCUCUUUCCCAACACAACAACAUACACUCUUCUCCUUGCUGCUGUAUUCUCUGGUAAUAAUCUUAUUGAAGGUGAAGAGAUUUUUGUAGAUCUAUUGGAGAGGGGGUUGAUAUGUGGAAAUUUGGAUGGAAGGACCUUAACACUGCAUGAGCAGUUGAAUGUUGCAAUGGGAACAUUAAACUCCUGGAGUUGCAAUAAAUGGAAAUAAUACUAGAUUUAGGUUGUGAAGUAACAUCAUUGAUCGGUAUGUGAGACUGCGAUGGGCUCUCCCAAGUAAGGAUAUGAGCUCUUUA